Messenger RNA from Drosophila busckii, 1283 nucleotides. RefSeq names its product kelch-like protein 18. The transcript has 2 exons. Lineage: Eukaryota; Metazoa; Arthropoda; Insecta; Diptera; Drosophilidae. Bases 53 to 1186 code for a protein of 377 amino acids. The record is from RefSeq and is a predicted model, not a curated record.
CAAAUUUUUAUUUCCUGAUAUACACAAAUUUUUAUAGUCUUCGUUUUAGAAAAUGUCAAAUGCGAAUAGUGAAGUUUGUGUUGAGGUGCUGGCUCCAGAGCCGUGCAUACCACGCCGUAGCUUGGCUUGCUAUAAGGAUGGACGCGAGCUGCUGAAUUGGGAGAUUAAGGAAAAGAAGCUGCAGUUGCGCAAAGCUGAAGCGCCGCUAACGCUGCUGUUAACGUCCUGGGAGCAGCAGGAUGCCAAUGAUUUGACUUUAUGCUUGGGCACUGAGCGCUGCAGCUGUAAUCGGCUGCGUUGCUACUGCUAUUCGCCAUAUGUGCUGCAUGAGUGGAAGCUUGGGCAGCGUGAACUGCUGUUGCCGGAGCAGAGGCUGACAAUGCGCGGUUUGCAGCUUGUGGCAGCUUGGAUGUUGCAGCCAAACGCGCCACUGCAGCGUGAGCAUAUACUGGAGCUGCUGGCAGCCGCGCAUGUGUUGCAGCUGGAGUAUUUGGUGGCCAAGAUUUGGUUUUGCUUGGACACGCCUCAGCAGUUCGAGGAGGAGCAGGCAUUUUGGAUAAGCUGCGAGGCGCGGCGCUUGGCGCACACGUUGCCCAACCCAGGCUUGCACUUGGCCAUGCUGCAGCAUAUACGUUACUUCUUCCUAACGCUUGUGGCAAGCAAGCAAUACGUAGAGCUGCCGCUUGAGCAAGUGCAGCAGCUGCUGGGCUCUGAGCAUAUAAAGGUCAACAGCGAGCAAGAGAUUUUCUUUGCAGCGGUGCGUUGGCUUAAUCACAAUUGGCAGGCGCGUCUGGUGCACGCUCUGGCAUUGCUGCAGAAGCUGCACUUGGAUCUGCUGCCAUACAAGCUGCUCAAGAAUCUGCAGCGUGGCACAGUUGAGUCGCAGCUGAAGCCUUUAACUGAACUGCCAGAGCUUAAGCAGUCUAUUAAGCAGAUUUGCCAACUAAACAAAGUGCUGCUCUUUGAUGAUGGCUCUCAGGCUUGUAAGCAGCUGUUCGCAUUCUUUCGCAUCAAGCAGUCGAAGCCACGUCCUUUCAUCUAUCAUCAUCUCGCUCAGUAUCACAGGCGCUUGCCUGAUGAUGUGCAGCAGGACUUCAGCUACAGACAAUUUCUUGCCUUUUUAGCCAAACUACAGCAGCUUGGCAUUUAUAACUGGCUGGCAUUAAAGUCAGAUCAGUGCGCAUAGCUGCCGGGCACUUCCGUUUCCGCUACAUCAUGGAAAUCAAAUAUUUUAUUGAUGCAGCUGAAAAUUUGCAAUAUAUGCAUGUUUAUUAUGUUAAUCU